Messenger RNA from Polychytrium aggregatum, 1459 nucleotides. RefSeq lists its product as uncharacterized. The transcript has 7 exons. The coding region runs from base 127 to 1173 and encodes 348 amino acids. NCBI's taxonomy places the organism in Eukaryota, Fungi, Chytridiomycota, Chytridiomycetes, Polychytriales. The record is from RefSeq and is a predicted model, not a curated record.
CCCCAAGAGCCGGGCUUGCUGUCCAGCGGAUAUAUCUACGCCCUGCUGCCCCUGUCGCUGACGAUCCCCGGUCCCUCCGGUCUUUUCCACAGGCUCGAACCCGCUCACGCCAUACCUCCCCACAUCAUGAACCCGCCUCCAGCGCCAGCCUCCAACGAGUCUGCGGCCGUUGGCCCUGUCAUGGACCGGCUGCCCUCUCGUCCGCCUUCGUAUGUCAGCCGCAUCAGCUCGGCCGAUCUGCCUCGCCCAGACCCAGAGAGCCUCGCCUCGCCACCGGCCCGAAGCCGGUUCUGGAGCUCGUUGCCCAACCGGUUGCUCAAGCAACUACCUCGGUCGUGCAUAAACGAGCGCUUUGUUCCUUCGUCAAACUUGCGGUCGGGCCUAUAUGUCCUGACCUACCUCUACAUCGUCGUCAGCUUCCUGCAGCUCGACUCGAGCGUUCGAGACCCCCAGCAGCUUCUACAGAACAUCUACUCUCUGGUCGACUGCAGCAUGAUCUUGCUCAACUUCGUGGCCCUUGUCUCUGUGCUCGUUGGUCUCUCGGCACAACGAAAGUCCAUCAUGACCGUCGUGACCAUCUGGUCAUUCAUCUAUGAUGUCUAUGGUCUCAUAGCCUAUUCGUUGACAGCGGCUGGCCAGAUCCCCAGCACCGACAGCGCCUCAGCCACCCCCCUUAUCCUCCUCAUUCUGAUGUUUGCCAUCCAAGUUUGCAAGAUUUACUUCUCGCUCGUCAUCUAUUCGUACACAAUGUACCUGCACCUGAACCCCCAGAGCCUCGAAGACAUUGAUCUUGAACUGCACUCGCGCUCGCCGUGGGAUCCGCAGGAUGAUGAGGAUCUGCCUGUCUAUCAGCCUCGUCCGCCCGGCUACAGCGAGACCCCACACACCGCCGACUCCAUCGCACCAAGCCGCACCCUGCGGCGAGGAGCCCGGAGCACCGAGAGCAUGGCUCGCAGAAACCAGAGCACAGCGCAGAGCACGUCGACGACCCACGAAACCUCCGUUCCGCCGCCUCCGGCUGACAGCAUUCCGCCGGUACCCUCGACCUCACAAGCAGGGGCGCCUGCACCCGACACCAACACAGACGCUGCUGGCUCUGCGUCCCAGACAGACACACAGUCAGCGUCAGAACCGGCCCGGCCCGACUCACAGGAGCCGCCAGCCCGUUCAUAGCACUCCAAAAGCCCCCCCCCUCCAUCUUGCUGUUCAAGCUUGGGCUGCUCGAUUGCUGCUGAGCAAAUGACCAAGUUGACGGGGCGCACCCGAGUCUUUCAUUGUGUAUUUUUGGCCUCUUGCUAUCGAAUUAUUUGUGCCAGCGCGAAUACAAUCCAUCGAGCCUCUGUCGAGCGCACCUCUUGCAACCACAUGUUCAGUUGAAAUAGACACUGGCCUGCUUUUUUCCUGCAGAAAGCCAAAACAAGAGCCAGAGGCCAAGCACAAGCCACAGCAACAAACAUGA